This is a messenger RNA of Pestalotiopsis fici W106-1, 3351 nucleotides long. RefSeq lists its product as uncharacterized. NCBI's taxonomy places the organism in Eukaryota, Fungi, Ascomycota, Sordariomycetes, Amphisphaeriales, Sporocadaceae. Bases 1 to 3351 code for a protein of 1116 amino acids. Gene Ontology annotation, molecular function: protein binding; ADP binding. The record is from RefSeq and is a predicted model, not a curated record. The transcript has 7 exons.
AUGACGCAACACAAUGAGAAUCGUGGCCCCAUCCCUGAACAGCCAACAGACGCAAAGACGCCUGCCAAAUUACCAGCCUGGGCGCAGCAGACACUUGUCGAAGAAACUCGCUCACAGCCGUGGAAGGAGCAAAACCAGGUGAAGGAUGAUGCGGACUUUGCUAAUGGCGAAGACGUCAUCCAUGUCCCCGAAGAAGCUGUCAGAGUACUGGGGCAUCGAACAUCGUCUGAUCACGGUAUCCCGUCAACCCAUGAGCUAGGCAUUCGGCCUAAGGGCAGUGACAAUGCAUCCUCCUCGGGGUCGCGCGAUCUCAACGUCGAUGAAGGCUCGGAUUACCAGCAUGAUGCCUGGCGGCGAGUUCUCGAUCAGAAGCGAGCAGAGCUCAAGCUGCGAGCCAAAGACCACAAGAAGCAUGGCAUUCUGCUUGGACUGGAAAAUGGAAAUGCCGACCAGGGCGGACAAGAUCCAGUAACAGCUGAGAACUUUCUGCAGGUUCUUACGGCGAAGUACAACCAGCAUGGUGUCGCAAAGAGAAUGCGCCAUGUACGGGACAUGUUUGCCAGCGUGGAACCCUUCAUUGCGGCCGUUACGACCUUGGCACAAACAGAAAGGUCAGCGGCAUUGGUCUGGGGCAGUCUCUGUCUCAUCUUCCAGUCCGUACUCCGCUUUGCCAACUUUUGGGAAGAAAUGAGACGAAUGUUCCGCGAGCUUGCCGACGAUUUACCCCGUAUACAUGAAUAUGCACAAAUACUGCACACGCCUCGCCUGCAUGACGCACUACGAGCCGUCUAUGCAACAUUUAUAGAUAUAUGCCUGAUGACCGCAGAUUGUCUCGAAGCUGAUAAGUGCUAUGCGUUAAUGUUGAUCGAGUGGUCAUCCUUCAAUUCAACGUUUACCCGCAAAUGCGGUGAACUGCGGGGAAUGACACAAGACUUCGAUAAAGAAGUCAACUUGGCCAGGACCAAGGAGGAAUCUGAGCAUCAUAAGGACAUUAUGAAAGCCCUCCAAAACGCUGGCUUGUCUGCCGGCAAUCCCAUCACAAACAUCACCGUGCCACAAAACCCGAAGUUUACUGGAAGAGACGAAACCUUGGCACAGCUGCGGACGUGCCUCGAAUCCAGAUACGAACAACAAAACCAGGGGGCCCCGGACCAGGGUGAAGCAGACGAGGAUCAAGAACCAGACUUGGUGAAGUCAACUCGAUCAUGUCUAAUUCACGGUCUUGGUGGCCUGGGAAAAACGGAAACCGCACUGGAAUAUACGUACAGAUUCCGGCGUGAUUACUCGCACAUAUUCUGGCUUCCGUCUGAAAACCAUGGUCUACUGCAGGAGGCAUUCCAACGAGUCCUUGAAAAGCUGCCAAUUUCUCAGAACAGACGGACGGGAAGCUUGCCGAUGACGAAGAAAGUUGAGAUGGUGAGAGAAUGGUUACAGUCCACAGAAUCAAAAUGGCUUCUCAUUUUCGACAAUUGCGUGCAGGCUUCAACGCUGCAGGACUUUUGGCCAGCUGGAGGUCAGGGCGCCAUCAUUAUCACAUCACAAAAUCCAUUGGUUGGGCAUAUGACAAACAACAGCAUUGCAUUGACGCCCCUGCUCCCAUCGCAGGGUAAGAAACUGAUUCAGAGAUAUUUGGGUCGAGGUGAUUCUGAGCAGAAAGAUGCUGAGCAACUGUCUCGUUCUCUUGGCGGCCUACCCUUAGCUAUUGUCCAUUUCGUAGGUUACGUUGCCAGAACGCAAUGCCCGAUCCGAGACAUCAACCGAUCGCUUGAUCAACGAAUGCAUUCCAGUCAAAUUUGGAGGAAUUCCAAUGCGGGAAUUUCUUCUGAUACAAGAUCAUAUCAGCUUACUCUCGACACGGUUUGGGAUCUUGCCUUGCAAAGGCUGACACCUGACGCCCGGGAACUUCUGGAUUUGCUCGCACUGCUUGACCCAGACCAGGUGCCUACAAGCUUGUUCCUGGGGGAUUCCGGCGAUGUUGCUACACUAGACGCAAGUGAUACGAAAUGGCAGCCUUGGUCAACAAAUAGGUUCAACAGUGCUGUCGAGUUGCUCUAUGAACGUCACUUAGUUGAAAGAUAUGCACUAGCCGAUGGCGAUUUCCUGCGCACUCACAGAGCGCUACAGCGUUGCAUUCUACAUCGCCUUGACGACGAUAUUGACAUGCGUGACAGACGGUUCUCACAAGUGACGAAAAUUUUGCGCAAUGCUGUACCUGUUUUCAACACGAUAAAACGAAGCGAUGAAACGCAAUACUCGCAGUUCGCAGCUAGCCUACCCCAGGUCACAGCAUUCCAUGAUAUCUUCAAGCAAUCGGAAUCGCAGCCACAGGGCACAUUUGAGCUUACUUCAAUUUUCGUAGAUAUUGCCUACUACACGUUUGCACAGGAAAAUCCUCAUCUUGGAGAACCGUUCCUCUCCACGGGUGAAGCAAUCUGCAGAGACUUAACGGAGAGUUCCCCGGAGAAGGCCCGAAGCAUGCUUGCCGACAUUCUAUCCCAGAGUCACAACUACAUCCUUGGAUGGGGGCCCGAGGGUAUGCAAACAGCAAUCGACUUGUCAUCUCAAGUUGUAGAGAUUCGCAGGUGGGAGAAAGCCGCGGUCCCCAAGGAGGAGGAUAUGACUGAAACGCAGAUUGUCAACUAUGCGCGAGCAGUCACGGAUCACGCCUGCUGUCUGUGUUGGGCAGAUAGGAUAGAUGAGGCCGCGCCACUCUUUGCAGAGAGCAUUGAGAUAUACACAAGGUUGAAUAACAUCAUCCGCAAGGCACAUGCCUCAACCUUUCGGCUGUAUGUUUACAGUGCCAGGCACAUGGUGACGGAAACUCGCGAGCUUGGGAGGUGGGCACUCGACCAGAUCGUUGCACAAGCCGGGGACGAGAAUCCCGUCACGACUCCCGCAAAGUUUCGCGUCGCCCAAGCGCUAUACGUGAUCGGAGAUGUACGCCAGGCGCACGACCUUCAUAAGGAAGCUUUUGAGAAACGCUCCAGCACACUCGGCGACGACCACCAUACGACUCUAGCCAGUAGAUACUGUCUUGGAGUGUGCCAACAGCAGUUGGGAAUGCUAGAGGAAGCCGAGGAGAGCUUCAGAGAUAUCCUGACUAGAAGAGAGGCCGAUCGGGACUGGCGGCAAGCGGAUAUUGGACGAGUUCAACUCCGACUUUCGACCAUUCUGAAAACGCAGAAUCGGACGGGUGAGGCAAAGAGAUUGCAGCUGGAUGCUGUACAGUCUCUUGGUCAUACCAGUCAGGUGGGUGAGAAGACUGACGCAGUACUACUAAAAGAGCUUGAUUACCUUGUAGCACUAUCGCAUGGGAGAACCACUGGUAUUUGGAGCAAUGGGAACUUUUGA